Molecule: messenger RNA, 1179 nt
Organism: Lathyrus sativus (Indian pea)
Lineage: Eukaryota; Viridiplantae; Streptophyta; Magnoliopsida; Fabales; Fabaceae
Source: the annotation of a GenBank genome assembly
AUGGUGGCUGAAGCAGAGGUGGUGUGUCAACAAAGCGUGGGGGUGUUGGAUGUGAAGUAUUUUCCGAAUAAAGGAAGCAAUAUUCAUGAGAUCGGUGAUGCUGAUGCUAUCUUGCCUUCGAAUUUUGAUCGAGUUCGUGCUUCUGAAUCAGUUUCCGCUGAGUUACUUACUACAAAAGAAGAUGUUAAGACUGCAGAUAUAAUCUCAGAAGCUGCAGUUCUGCAAUUUGUCCCCUGCAUCCGUUCCGGUAGUUUUUCCGAUAUUGGGCCACGAAGAUACAUGGAAGAUGAACAUAUAAGGAUAGAUGAUUUGACUUCUCAUCUAGGAUCACUAUAUAAGUUUCCUAAACCAAGUGCCUUUUACGGGGUGUUUGAUGGCCAUGGAGGACCUGAAGCAGCAGCUUAUAUAAGAAAAAAUGUUAUAAAAUUCUUCUUUGAGGAUGUCAAUUUCCCUCAGACAUCUGAAGUUGAUAACAUGUUUUUACAAGAGGUUGAGAAUUCCCUCAGAAAGGCUUUUCUUUUGGCGGACUCGGCUAUGGCUGAUGAUUGCAGUGUGAACACUUCUUCAGGGACCACAGCUCUUACUGCUAUGAUAUUUGGAAGACUUCUAAUGGUGGCCAAUGCUGGUGACUGUCGAGCAGUUCUCAGUCGUAAAGGAGAGGCCAUUGAUAUGUCUCAAGAUCACCGGCCUAUUUAUCCAUUAGAGCGGAGACGAGUUGAAGAACUGGGCGGCUAUGUAGAAGAUGGUUACCUAAAUGGCGUUUUAUCAGUUACCAGAGCAUUAGGGGACUGGGACAUGAAGUUACCUAGGGGUGCUCCCUCGCCUUUGAUUGCAGAACCCGAGUUCCGUCAAAUGGUUCUCACAGAUGACGACGAAUUCCUCAUCAUAGGAUGUGAUGGCAUCUGGGAUGUGAUGUCAAGCCAGCACGCAGUUAGCCUUGUACGUAAAGGUUUGAGGAGGCAUGAUGACCCAGAUAAGUGCGCAAGGGAUCUAGUUAUGGAGGCAUUACGUCUCAAUACAUUCGACAAUCUUACGGUGAUCAUUAUAUGUCUCUCUUCCAUUGACCAUGGGGAGUCAGAGCCAUCCCCACCUCCCCAACGGAAACUGAGAUGCUGCAGCCUCUCUGCAGAGGCUCUUUGUAGCUUGAGAAAUUUGUUGGAAGGAAGUGCUAACAACUGA